This is a messenger RNA of Podarcis raffonei (Aeolian wall lizard), 3245 nucleotides long. RefSeq names its product monocyte to macrophage differentiation associated 2 (gene MMD2). The record is from RefSeq and is a predicted model, not a curated record. Gene Ontology annotation, molecular function: pore-forming activity. The transcript is spliced from 7 exons. Gene Ontology annotation, cellular component: membrane. Lineage: Eukaryota; Metazoa; Chordata; Lepidosauria; Squamata; Lacertidae. Bases 810 to 1550 code for a protein of 246 amino acids.
AUCCAAAUCCGCUGCUAUUUGAUCCGCGGGCGCGCACUAUAUCACCGGGGCUGCCUUUAUUUAUAGCUCCCUUGCUCAUGCCGAUUGGGAUCCAACAGGCGGCUUGGGGACCGGUUGCUCCGGCCACUUGGAGCCCCGGGGGUCCCUCCCUCCUUCCUUCCUUCCUUCCCUCCCUCCCCUCCAUCUCCCCUCCAUCCAUCCAUCUAUCCUUCCUCCCUCUCUCCUCCUCCUCCUCCUCCCUCUCUUCCCUCCUCCAGAGCGCUAAUCAUCUUGUUAUUUCGCGAUCACGACUCAGCGCGCGGCUCCUUCGCUCGCCUCCUCCUCGCUCCAACUCCGCCUGUUGGACGCGCUCUUUAGCUCCUGAGCCUCUCCAGACGGGGUGCCUGCCGGCUGCUUCUCCCCCCUGCGCAACAGGGCUGCAGGAGAGAGGGACCCAGAAUGGCCAGGAUUCCUGCCCCCCUUCCUCCUCUUUUUUUAAUUAUAAAAAAUUAAACCCCCUCUGAAAACCAAGAUCGCCUGUCUGGCUUUGGGAGACGCGAAGAAGUGAGAUUUCAUUUGUGGGGGGCAUUCAUUUUUGGCUCCCGACCAGCUCAGGCAGAGGAGCGGAUGAAGUUCCUUGGGCUGCCUGCUCCGGAGGGAGGCUGCCUCUUCGUGGCUGGGACCACCCGGGACCCCCUCGCGGGACACCGAGGAUCCGAGGACGGGGGUCUCUCCCUAUCGCCUCCUCCAUCACUCCUGCCCUGGGCCGCCAUCCUCCUCCUCCUCUUCUUCCAACACCGCCCAAGCUGGAUUCUGAUGGAAUUAAAAAGAUGUUCGUGUCCAGCCUCCUGGAUUUCCAGAAGACCAGAUACGCCAGGUUUAUGAACCACAGAGUGCCGCCCAACCGGAGAUACCAGCCCACAGAAUAUGAACAUGCAGCCAAUUGCGCCACACAUGCUUUCUGGAUCAUUCCCAGCAUCCUGGGGAGCUCCAUCCUCCACGUUCUUUCGGACAACCCCUGGGAGACCAUCUCUGCCUGGAUCUAUGGCUUUGGGCUAUCUGGCUUGUUCAUCGUCUCCACCAUCUUCCACACCAUCUCCUGGAAGAAGAGCCACUUGCGGACUGUGGAGCAUUGCUUGCACAUGUUUGACAGAAUGGUCAUCUACUUCUUCAUAGCUGCCUCCUACGCCCCUUGGCUGAAUCUGCGGGAGUUGGGACCCUGGGCUUCCCACAUGCGCUGGAUCAUUUGGAUCAUGGCCUCUGUCGGGACCAUCUACGUUUUCUUUUUCCAUGAACGAUACAAGUUGGUGGAGCUGGUGUGCUACGUCAUCAUGGGGUUCCUUCCUGCGGUGGUCAUUCUCUCCAUGCCCAACACGGACGGCCUUUCAGAGCUGGUGACUGGUGGCUUUUUCUACUGCUUGGGCACUGUCUUCUUCAAGAGCGACGGGCGCAUCCCCUUCGCCCAUGCCAUCUGGCACCUCUUUGUGGCGCUGGGAGCUGGCACCCACUAUUACGCCAUCUGGAGGUACCUCUAUCAGCCGGGCGAUGUCGAUGCAGAAACCUCCAGGUAGACAGGUGCCUUAAGAAGGAGGAUUUGGAGGCGCCAGGGAUUUGGGGGAGCCUUCCAACAGACUCUCGUCCUUCGGUUCGCCCUUGGGAGACGUGGACCCUGUGUUGAUUCCUCCUUCUCCUGAUGGGACAUGGUGGUCUUUAGUAUUAUUUCCUUGGCCAAACUUGCCCAAGCCCCAAGGGUUGUUUUUUUCUAUUCUUAUUUUUAUAAAUCAGUGUUUUUAGGCAAGGGUUUUGUAAUGAAGCGAACAAUUAAUGGAUAUUCUUGAAAAGGCAAGGGGAGUGGGGAGAUAAACAGGUCUCUGUCUGGAGGAACUUGGAAGUGUCUGCCCUUGUGAUCCUAAGUGUUCGUUGACACAAACUGGUAUCAAGGAAACUGAAUCGGAAGCUGACGGGAGAUUUACAUGAAUACCAGUCUGCAGAGGGCCUAUCAUAAUUGACUAGUUGCAUUCUCAUUUCCUACAAACACACAAAAAUCUGCCCCUCCCUUUCUGGCUGCAAUUGGCUUAGCUGCUGUGAUGUCACAGCAGGGACAAUCAAGGGCCAGACAGUCAAAUGCUUAGGCUAGCUUUUUGGAGGCCACAGAAUCUGAAUCUCCAACUUUUGUCUGGACAUUUCAGACAUUGAAAUGACAUCUUCAGCUGAGCCGUUUCCACAUCUUUUGAUGGAAACAGGAAUGUUUGCCUUGGCGAGUCCUGAAUGUGACGUAUGACCACAGGAAAAGGUGCGAAAGGGCCAAGAAUCUGUUGCCCAUCAGUUGCAGUCAUAAAUACCGUAUUUUUUGCUCUAUAAGACUCACUUUUUCCCUCCUAAAAAGUAAGGGGAAAUGUGUGUGCAUCUUAUGGAGCGAAUGCAGGCUGCGCAGCUAUCCCAGAAGCCAGAACAGCAAGAGGGAUCGCUGCUUUCACUGCGCAGCGAUCCCUCUUGCUGUUCUGGCUUCUGAGAUUCAGAAUAUUUUUUUUCUUGUUUUCCUCCUCCAAAAACUAGGUGCGUCUUGUGGUCUGGUGCGUCUUAUAGAGCGAAAUAUACGGUACAUUGCCUAUUGGUUCCCGCAGUGUCCUAAAAUGCUAAACUUGCUUCUAAUAGGCAGGAGAUUAAAUGAUAUGUCCUUUUGGAUUGCAUGAACGCAGGCGACAGGACCAUUUGAAAAAGCCGUCUGUACAUAGAAAACGAGUUUGUCAGGAGAAAAAGUGCUGUGCCUGGCUUUUUCCUUGACGGACUUUGUUUCUAUGUGCAGGGAUAUGGAAGAACAUUCCAUCACUGGAAGUAGCACAGCCCUGACCCGCUUCCCACCACUAUGAAAAUUAAGUCUUAGAGUUAACAUUUUACAAAAAUGAAGAAGUCAUCAUUCUAUAUAGCCUUCAUGGUCGAAGAGGUCAGGGUCUUUAGCCUAGUGGCAAGAGCACCUGAAUUCAGGUGCAGAGGGUCCAUGGCUCAGUUCUUUGGUUCAAUCUCCAGUUAGAAAAAGGAUACCAGCUGAUGGGAAGGGCAGCCAGACUGGACAAUACUGGGGCAGAAGAACUGAGCGUCCGAUGAGAUAGAAAGAAGCUUCCUUUGGUGUAGCAGGAGCGAUUUCUACAAAAGGCUGUCUGGGAUAAAAGCAGAGCUUCCCGGGACUUUAAUCCUGCAAAAAUUGAAACUGAGAAAUUGAGGUUCAGGUAGGUAGCUGUGUUGGUCUGACGUAGUCAAAAUAAAAA